AUGACAGCAGACGACAAGAAAUUUGCCUUUUCGGUCAAGACGGAUGACUGGGACCACUAUGCCAGGUACCGGCCGUCCUACCCGGAGUCUAUGUGGACCACAUGGCUGGAUUUCCACCAGGGACCUCUGGAGAGCAUCAUGGAUGUCGGCACCGGCGGCGGUAUUGGGGCCGCGAGUUUUCUCGCCGUCGCCAGCUCCCGCGGCCAGCAGGUCAACCGCGUCUAUCUUUCGGACCCAAAUGAAAAUAACCUGGCCGCCGCCAAAAAGAAUUUCACUUCCGAGCGCUACCCAGGCAUUCAAUUCUUCUUUCACCGCGGUCCUGCCGAGGAGGCCUUUCCAGGUCUGAGCCCUGGAUCGGUGGACAUGCUCAUCGCUUGUGCCAGUAUUCACUGGACCGAGAUCGACACGGCGAUGAGCACCAUUGCCGACACCCUUCGUCCUGGCGGCACGUUCGGCGCAGUGGUCUACCCACAACCAACUAUCAAAGACGACGAGCAGGCUGCGGAUGCCUUGGCAGCUGUGUUCGAGAAACGCAGGCGCUUCCAGGAUCAAGGCGACGCAGAGAAGGACGUGACGAAAUCUGUCCGAGCACGAGCAUUUAGGAACUUGUCCAUUGGCCUGGACUAUGUCCCCUUUGAUCCAUCCAAGUGGGCAACUGUUCAUCGAAGGACGGCAAACCUGCCCAAGGACGGCAAGUGGCCACUGCGAGACUCAACUUGGGCGCAUUACGGAGAGCCCAAGUUAGCAGUCUUGAAAGGCGAACAGGUAGAAGUUGUUGAAGAAGACGAAUGGUGGAGCAGGAAAGGUUACUCCAUUGAGCAGCUCAAGGAGUUUUUUCAGACCCUUGGAUAUGAGCCUUUCGUCAUGGAUGGUAGACUCUGGGAGACUGACGCGUUCAGCCAAUUCGAGAAACUCGUUAGGGAGAGAGGCGGCGAUUUUGAAUUAGUCUGGCCCGCCGCAACGGUUCUGGGCAGGAAGAAGUAA
Messenger RNA from Cryphonectria parasitica EP155, 984 nucleotides. RefSeq names its product S-adenosyl-L-methionine-dependent methyltransferase. Gene Ontology annotation, molecular function: S-adenosylmethionine-dependent methyltransferase activity. Lineage: Eukaryota; Fungi; Ascomycota; Sordariomycetes; Diaporthales; Cryphonectriaceae. Bases 1 to 984 code for a protein of 327 amino acids. The record is from RefSeq and is a predicted model, not a curated record. The transcript has a single exon.